Messenger RNA from Phoenix dactylifera (date palm), 3640 nucleotides. Its product is annotated as putative disease resistance protein RGA4. Gene Ontology annotation, molecular function: ADP binding. The record is from RefSeq and is a predicted model, not a curated record. NCBI's taxonomy places the organism in Eukaryota, Viridiplantae, Streptophyta, Magnoliopsida, Arecales, Arecaceae.
UUGUUCGACUGGCGGCACUCCCUCCCCGUCUGGAUCGCGUCGCACGUGCUGCUCCCCGUCUCGUACGCUUCCGCAACUCCCACCCUCAAGCUUCGUCGCUUCGUCUUCCUUCCUGCCCCGUCCCACAUGCCCCAAAUCCCAAAUCCUGUUUCCAGUCUACCGGGGGAAAAAAAAAAAAUCCUGCCUCUAGACAUUAUUUUGGGCUUACACAUCUCAAGGCGAAAUAAAAAUGAUCCAAUAGUCGCGGGCAUAGAUCUCAACGUUUUUUUUCUUUCUUUUGAAUUUUCGUUUAUUUCUGUUUCUUCAUUUUUGUUUUCUUUUUAAUUAGUGAGUGGUAAGAUUUUCCGCUUGCUUGAGUAACGUUAUCAAGAGCUGUGCUUUGCUCGCCAUUGACUUGACCCCGGCUCACUCGUUCCGCGAACGAAAGCCAAAGCCCUCUUCCUUGUUUGCCGUGUCUGAUCCGAGCAGAGCAAGGAGGAAACGAAGGUUGUGCAAUGGCGAGCGCUUUCCUCUCUUCCAUCCUAUCAACAACCAGCCAAGUACUGGGCUUUGUUCGGAGAUCGGCAGUCUCGCCGUCUUCAUCAUCGGAUCCACGCAGCAGUGUCUUGAAAGAUCUGGAGAAGCUGGAGAGAACAUUGAAGAGGAUCCAGGCAGUGCUCCAUGACGCGGAGGAGAGGGAGAUACGAGACGAAUCCGUCAAGCUCUGGCUCAAGGAGCUUAAAGAGGUGGCUUAUGAAGCAGACGACGUGCUGGACGAGUACCAGUACGGGGUACUGCGAGCUCAAGUGGAAGGCCGACCUUCCCGCAAGGGGAAGCGAGUGGAAGGGGACGAUGAGGAAGAGGUUUCAAUUCCGGAAGGCAUGGGGGAUAGAAUCAGGGAGAUCAAGGAGAGGUUCGAUGAGAUCUCGCAGGAUCGGGAACGCCUCCAUUUAAAGGAGGAAGAUGGAGAGCGACGGGUCCUCGAACCUCCGUACCCCGCGCCAACCAGCCACAUGGUGGAAGAGUCGAGUAUUUAUGGAAGGGAACGCGAUAAGCAGGAGGUAAUUAAUUUGCUGUUUUCCGAGGGUGUGGGAAAUGGUGUCUCCGUCAUUCCGAUUGUCGGCAAGGGGGGACUGGGAAAAACCACCAUCGCCCAGUUGGUCUACAACGACCCCAAGGUAAAACAAUAUUUCAAUCUAACUGGAUGGGUUUGUGUAUCCAAUGAUUUUGAUGUUCCAAGGCUAACAAAAGCCAUCAUUGAGUCUCUUCCUGGAAGUUCAUGUGAUUCUACACAACUAAGCAAGCUUCAAGAUACUCUCAAGGAAAAGCUGAAGGGGAAGAGAGUGUUGCUCGUGCUCGACGACGUCUGGAAUGAUCAGCAAAGCCGUUGGGAGUCCUUAAGAAACCCCUUCGUUGGUGCAGAAACGGUGAGAAUUAUCAUGACCUGUAGGAAUGAUUCGGUCGCCGAGAUCAUGCAGACAGUGCGUCCUUAUCAUCCUGACUGCUUGUCUCCAGAGCAGUCUUGGUCAUUAUUCAGACAUUAUGCAUUUGGUGGUCAAGACCCUGUACAACAACCAAGCUUGGUGGAUAUGGGUAAGCAGAUUGUCGAGAAGUGUUCCGGUUUACCAUUGGCUGUGAAGUCACUAGGAAGCCUUCUGAGAUGCAGGGUAGAUGAAGAUAGCUGGAUGGACGUCAUACAAAGUGAUAUAUGGGAAGUCGACGAGAAGAAUGAGAUUUUGCCAGCUCUUAGAUUAAGCUAUAGCCGCAUGCCAGCACAUCUAAAACCUUGUUUCGUUUAUUGUUCCAUGUUUUCCAAGGAUUAUAAGUUUGACAAAGAUGAAUUAGUCAGAUUGUGGAUGGCGCAAGGUUACAUCCAGACAUCUAGAGGUAGAAGAAGAAUUGAAGACAUUGGCAAUGAAUACUUCAAUGACUUGCAAAGAAGAUCGUUCUUUGAUUUCGAUUCUUCCGAGUUCUUUAAGAUGCAUGAUAUGAUACAUGAUCUAGCGAAAUCUAUUGCAGGAAAUGAGUGCUUGGCAAUUGUGGAUAAGAAGCUACGCAGUCUCCCCGAUGAGGUUUGCCUUGAUAAGGUUCGCCAUUUAUACGUGGGACUGGGAGAUGAAGAGGAAUUUGUGAAAUCACUGCGCUCGUAUAAUUUUAGCGCCUUACGGACCUUGUUAUUAUGGGGCUCUACAGUUUUGUUGGCAAAGAGAAAUCACUGCGCUCGUAUAAUCCCAGAAAUAAUCAAGAAUCUGCCGCUACUAAGAGGUUUACGGACCCUACAGUUUUUUUGGGAAAGGAAAGAUGAGAUACCAGAUUUAUUCGGGAACCUGAAGCACCUACGCCACUUAUAUAUCCAAUCUCAUUAUAUGGAGAAGGUCCCUGAAUCAAUAUGCCUCCUUUAUCACCUACAGACAUUGGUACUUCAUUGCCCGCGUCUUGCAGAGCUACCUGAUGGCCUACGUAACCUUACUAGCCUACGAUACUUUAAACUAUUCACAGAUCGUAUUAAAAGGCUGACUGGAACAGUUUGUCAGCUCCGCAACCUGCAGAUGUUGGUUCUUAAUGGGUGCACGGAUCUUGAAGAGUUACCCAGUGGCAUAGGAAGCCUUCCUAACCUCCGCCACCUAUAUUAUCUGAACACUACAAUUCUCUGCCUGCCAGCUGGAAUUGGAAAACUAAAAAAUCUUCAGAUGUGUGGCACUUAUAAAGUGAAUGGUGGGAUGUCGGUCUUCCCAAAUCUUCAUGGCUCAGGAGCGUGGUCAAUAUAGAGGUAGCCAGCGAUGCCGGUCUUAAAUAUAAGCAUAAACUUGAGAAGUUGUUUCUACAUUGGAAUGCGGUUGACUGCAAGUAUCAUCUGGGGAUGGCAGAUGAGGGAUUGCAACAUGGGUCAAUUUCUACCGCUCGCGCUUCCUUCUGGUUGCUGAUCGCAGUCCCCGGUACAUAACAAUGCAGAAUCAUCGAAUUGAACAUGUGCUGGCAUGGUGCGCACAUUGCGCCGGUAGGUGUCUCGCAAGGGUACGGAUUCCUUGAUGAAUAACACCUCCACUUUGCAACUCCGGGAGCCAAGAAACAGUGAAAACAAGCUGUAGUUAAUAGGUGCCCUUCAAAGAAGACCCCGCUCGUCCCAUCCUCCCGUUUUGGUUGCAACCAUGCCUAAGAUGAUCGAGGAGAUUGAAUGAUUACUCAAGGCAGGCUUUAUCUGGACCAGAUGGUCAACCAUACAGAAUGAUCUCCCAAGUGGUUUGGACGUCAGAGGAAGCUGCAAAUGAAUAUUCUAUAUUUCACUUGGAGAGGUCCUCUUUUCUCAUUUGUGUGGUCGCUUUAGGGACUAUAUGCUUUCAAUCAAGAGUAUGAAAUGAAAAUUUUAAUUGGGAGGUGGAGGUUUCCAUGUGGCCAUUGCAUUCUUUUUGCUUUCUCUACUGCCAUCUUUUUCUAAUUGAAAACAUAGUGGACUAAAUGUGUCUCAAUGAGUGUCUUGUGACCUAUAAGAAAAAUAAAGGAAGAAAAUUGUAUUUUUGUCAUGUACAGAAGUAGCCUUUAUAUGGUAUUAGGAGGCUAAUGAAGUUUGGUAAGGCCGACUAAGUUUGGCAUAAUUAACCUUUAUGGAGGCCGACUAAGUUUGGCACAAUCAAUCACAUUAGAAUCAACAAUGAUUCUAACA